Messenger RNA from Gekko japonicus, 2090 nucleotides. RefSeq names its product cystinosin, lysosomal cystine transporter (gene CTNS). Gene Ontology annotation, cellular component: lysosomal membrane. NCBI's taxonomy places the organism in Eukaryota, Metazoa, Chordata, Lepidosauria, Squamata, Gekkonidae. Gene Ontology annotation, molecular function: L-cystine transmembrane transporter activity. Gene Ontology annotation, biological process: L-cystine transport. The transcript is spliced from 13 exons. Bases 184 to 1296 code for a protein of 370 amino acids. The record is from RefSeq and is a predicted model, not a curated record.
AAUUCCGUCACUACCGCCACACCCAAGAUGGCGCCAGUGGCCGGCGGGCGAGAGGCGGAAGGUCUGGCGGCGGCUUAUUAUACAGGGCGGUCUCCAGGGUGACGGCAGGUCGGCUUUGUUGGGCAGUCGAGACCGCGGGACGGGCAGAAGGCGAGGCGCUGCCGGCGGUCCUCCCAGCUGGCCAUGAUGGUGCCUGGAUCCGGUCUCUUUCCCCCCCUGUGGUGUCUGCUACUCCUGUCCCUGGGAGGCUGCGACGGAGCCCUCACGCUCUCUGUCCCGGGUGAAGUUUCCUUGGAAAAUGGCAGCGUGACGGACAUCACCGCCACUUUGAGUACACCAGCCAAGGAGACCCUGGUGAUCACGUUUAAUGUCACGUAUUGGUCCAAGAACACAACCAUCGUCGAACUGCCUGAUCAAGUAAUAAUACCUGUGGGCCUAAAGAAGACUGACUUCCAGGUGAGAGCCGAAGAUGUUGGGCAGGUGACUGCCUAUCUUCACGCCAACCAAACCGACCUGAACGGGCCGAGAAUCCGGUUCCUCGUGAUCCACAGCAGUGCUUUGAGGACUUUAGACCAGGUGAUCGGUUGGAUCUACUUCUUCGCCUGGUCAAUCUCCUUCUAUCCCCAAGUGUUUGAGAACUGGAAACGCAAAAGCGUCGUGGGGCUCAGUUUCGAUUUCAUUGCUCUGAACCUUACGGGCUUCAUCGCCUACGCAGUCUUCAAUGUUGGGCUCUUCUGGAUUGGCUCCAUUAAGGAGCAGUUCCUGCAGCUGUAUCCCAACGGAGUGAACCCCGUGGACAGCAACGACGUGUUCUUCAGUCUCCACGCAGUCGCUGUGACCCUCUUCAUAAUCUUCCAGUGCUGUAUUUAUGAGAAAGGGAGCCAGAAGGUCUCCUGGGUUGUCGUCGGGCUGCUGGCCCUCGCCUGGAUUUUCGUCUUCGCCACCCUGUUUGUGGCCGUUGUCCGGGAGAUCACGUGGCUUCAGUUCUUAUUCUACUUCUCUUACAUUAAGUUGGGAGUGACCCUCGUCAAGUACUUCCCGCAGGUAAGCUGGAACUUCCACAGAAAGGCAACCCUGGCUCACUCAGCCGACGGCUCUCCCCUCUUGGACUUCACAGGUGGUGCGUUCAGCCUGCUCCAGAUGUUUCUGCAGUCCUACAACAAUGAUGAAUGGAGGCUGGUCUUCGGGGAUCCCACCAAAUUUGGUUUGGGUCUUUUCUCCAUCAUUUUUGACAUCGUCUUCAUCAUCCAGCACUACUGCUUGUAUAGAUCUCCAGGCUAUGAGCCUAUGACUUAAAAUCCCUGCCCUGACGAACAUGGUACCUGUCCCAACUCCACCCACCAUACUUCCGAGAGGGUUCCUUGCUGUGGAAUCAGCAACGCCAGACUUCCUUCGCAUGGACUACAAGAAACCACCUGUGCCCUACUUGCUGUUGCCCUUGUGCCUUCUUCAUGUGUCCCAAGUGUGAACCUUAACCCAGGAAAGGCCAGCCUCCCUUGGUGGUGUCUCCAGAGGGAUGGGCCUCUUCAGCUCAGGGGGAAGGAGGCAGGAUACUGGAUCUCAAAACACCGCGUACUGAUCUUUUCACCUGUAGCCAAUUAACAUCUCCUGCCAACUUACAAAGUGAUUGCCUUCAGAGAAGAUGGCUGGGAACUGGAGGAAUGAACAGCCAUGCUUCUAGGGACCAGUGCCACGUGUCCGGAGGAACUGACGUGACUGGAAGGCCCCCGUUCCAGAUCGGCAGGGGAGGAUUCCUUCAAUUUCGGAGGAGGAAGGAGGGGGUCAGCAAAUGUCAGGCUCUCUCUGGGCACUUCCCUUUCCUCGAAAACUUUGUCCUGAGGCUGCCUGUGGCAGUUGGUGUGAAACACCCGGACCUGACUGUUAACAACAAUUAAAAGUUUUUGCAACAGAACUCUAGUCUGUAAUGGACUAAGGUCACUUUCAACAUGAUGGGUGCAAGAACGUACCCUGGACCACUCUGGUUCACUUAGCGUGUUGUUGUUAAAUGGCUUUCUGAUAUUGCGCAGAGCUAUCCUUCACCCCCCCCCUCUGGUGGCUGGAAAUAAAUCCUGUUCAGAUGGACUGUAGCU